AUGAUGAACUCAGCAGCACCAAUAGACAUUUCAUAUCAACGCACAAAUAACCAGUUUAAUCUCUCGGCAAACUUUGCACCACCCCAACAGCGGUUUCGACGUGAGUCCAUGGCCCAUUCUCAGGGUAUGGGUGGUAUCAGCUGGGGUGGUGUUUCUGUCGGCUCCUGGCUUCGUGAUGACGUCAUGUUCCACAACGCCCCGCCACCUCCAGUUAGUAUGUCGCCAGUCCAUUCGUCGUCAUACCUGCCAAACCUCGAAGCUGAUUUCUGCAAAGAUUAUAGCUGUUGCGGUCUGAUACUACCGACUCUCCAUGACCUACUAAGGCACUAUGAAGAAGCACACAUUUCACCUUCUCCACCAAUAGAACAUGGUCCCAUUAUGCGACGCGUCCAAACAGCCGAAGCCGUGUCUACAAACGAAGUAUUUGUUUCACCAGCAUCCUCUAACGCAGGCACCCCAAUGGCAAUGGAUGAAGACGAUGAUGAGGAAAUGUGCAUUGAUGAUCCUGCUCGACAUCUCUACGUGAUGGAGCGUGGUGAACACAAGCCAUUCAAGUGCCCAGUUAUUGGCUGCGACAAGACAUACAAGAAUCAAAAUGGUCUCAAGUACCACCGGCUGCAUGGCCAUCAGAACCAGACACUGCAUCUCAAUGACGACGGAACAUACUCAGUCAUUGAUCCAUUAUCCAAUGCACCUUACCCAGAGGGUGUUGAACUUGAAAAGGAUAAGCCAUAUCGAUGUGAGGUUUGUGGUAAGCGAUAUAAGAAUCUCAAUGGUCUUAAAUAUCAUAGAGGUCAUUCGACACAUUAA
Messenger RNA from Magnusiomyces paraingens, 810 nucleotides. RefSeq lists its product as uncharacterized. Lineage: Eukaryota; Fungi; Ascomycota; Dipodascomycetes; Dipodascales; Dipodascaceae. The transcript has 2 exons. Gene Ontology annotation, cellular component: nucleus. Bases 1 to 810 code for a protein of 269 amino acids. The record is from RefSeq and is a predicted model, not a curated record.